Messenger RNA from Setaria italica (foxtail millet), 1532 nucleotides. RefSeq names its product peroxidase 5. The transcript has 3 exons. The coding region runs from base 155 to 1150 and encodes 331 amino acids. The record is from RefSeq and is a predicted model, not a curated record. Gene Ontology annotation, molecular function: peroxidase activity; heme binding. Gene Ontology annotation, biological process: response to oxidative stress; hydrogen peroxide catabolic process. Gene Ontology annotation, cellular component: plant-type cell wall; plasmodesma. Lineage: Eukaryota; Viridiplantae; Streptophyta; Magnoliopsida; Poales; Poaceae.
GACCGGAGUCCCACAACCUAGCGUGGAAGCAUUAGCGACGCUCCAAGAAAGAAAGAAAAAACGGUGGCCUCUUGCAGCAGCCGCCGCCGGCCGGAGUAGCGCCUACCGCUUAAGCAAGGACCGGAGGCGAGGCGAAGCGAAGCAAAGGGAAGGGAUGGAAGCGCGAGGCAGCAGAGAGAGAGCGGCGCGGCUCCUGAGGCUGUGGGUGGUGGUGAUGGCGGCGGCGGCGGGGGCGCGGGCGCAGCUGCAGGUGGGGUUCUACGACAUGCUGUGCCCUGCGGCGGAGAUCAUCGUGCAGGAGGAGGUCAGCAAGGCCGUGUCUGGGAACCCCGGCGUCGCCGCCAGCCUCGUCCGCCUCCACUUCCACGACUGCUUCGUCAGGGGCUGCGACGCGUCCGUGCUGCUGGACUCGACCCCGGGCAACCAGGCUGAGAAGGACGCGUCCCCGAACACGAGCCUCCGGGGCUUCGAGGUGAUCGACAGCGCCAAGACGCGGCUGGAGCAGGCCUGCUACGGCGUCGUCUCCUGCGCCGACGUGCUCGCCUUCGCCGCCAGGGACGCCCUCGCGCUGGUGGGAGGCAACGCGUACCAGGUGCCGUCGGGGCGGCGGGACGGCAACGUCUCGGUGGCGCAGGAGACGAGCGGGAACCUGCCACCGCCGACGGCGAGCGUGAGCCAGCUGAACCAGAUCUUCGGGAGCAAGGGCCUGACGCAGGCGGACAUGGUGGCGCUCUCCGGCGCGCACACCAUCGGCAACGCGCACUGCAGCUCGUUCGACAGCCGGCUCUACGCGUACGGGCCCAACGCCGGGCAGGACCCCAGCAUGGACCCGUCCUACCUGGCCGCGCUCACGCAGCAGUGCCCCAACCAGAGCGGCGGAGGGCCCGACGGGACGGUGGCCAUGGACCCCGUCACCCCCACUGCCUUCGACACCAACUACUAUGCCUCCAUCGUCGCCAAGCGCGGCCUGCUCGCCUCCGACCAGGCGCUCCUCGCCGACCCGACCACCGCCGCCCAGGUCGUCGCCUACACCAACAGCCCCGACACGUUCCAGGCAGACUUCGCCGCCGCCAUGGUCAAGAUGGGCGCCAUCGGAGUGCUCACCGGCACCGCCGGCACCAUCCGGACCAACUGCAGGGUCGCCAGCUGAUCCCGUCCGUGUCCAUCCAUCGGUGGGCGCGCUGUCUUGAACCUUCAUUCCUUGAUUGGGGGGUGGACCGUGUGAUUAAAUUGUAUGUAAUGCGCGGCUUAGUAGAGUGUUGCUCUGCCUCUGAUAAGGAUGGUUCAAUCGUGACGGGCUGUAGCUGUGUACGACUUAGUAGAGUGUUGGUUUACAUUUUUUUUGGUCGUCCUCUUCUUCUUCUAUACUUUUUUUUAUGGUUCUGAUGAUGAGAGAUAUAUAGCUUUGUUUAUUCUUUUAUUAGCUUGAUUGAGUGCUUGUUUGUAACCAUGAGCCGGAGGUCAUCAAGAAACUGUAUGUAUAUCUAAGGAUUGCGAGAACAGUGGUCAAUAAAAAAGUGUAGUUACAGAAA